Molecule: messenger RNA, 461 nt
Organism: Onthophagus taurus
Lineage: Eukaryota; Metazoa; Arthropoda; Insecta; Coleoptera; Scarabaeidae
Source: RefSeq, a predicted model, not a curated record
GAUAUAUACCAAACGGCAAAGGCUGCGAAAUUAUUAAUAUUGAUGGACAAAGGUAUUGGGCACAUGUACAAGGGUAAAAGUUUGAGUGAAAUUGACAUUAACCCAGAAGUAGAUGAAGCAGAUUCUGAUAAAAGUGAGGACGAAACGCCGUUGGCAAAUGAAAUUAAUGAUGUCGUUACCAAUAAUUUUAUAGAAGACACUACUCCACAACCAUGUUCCUCUGUCAGUGCAAAGCAAGCUAGCAAACUAACUGGUAGAACACCAUGGACUACAGAGCAAAUUGGGGUUGUUACACAUUAUUUCAAAACACAUAUCAAGGAAAAGAAAGCACCGAAAAAGCAUGAAUGUGAACAAAUAUCCACAUUUAUUAAGAAAUAAGGAUUGGACUCGUGUAAAAACCCAUACAUAUUGUAAUAAAUAAUAAGAAUUUAUUAUAACCUCUUCUGCAAUGCAUAAGGUAC